GGCCAGGCUUUAGCGGAAGCCCUUGUGUGGCCCCCCUCCCUCCCACCCUCCCGACCAUGCAGACCUGCUACAACUGCGGGUGUCAGGAGAUGGCCAUCAAGCGGCUUGGGGGGCUGCAGGAGGGGCAGCGGCCCUGGUCGGUCAAAGUCUGCAACGACUGCUUGACGACCUGGAACCGCGACGUCUCCGCCGCCAACGUGAUCCGUGUGCUCCUCCUGCUGAAGCUGAUGGGCUUCGAGCGGCCGACCAAGCUGCAGCGGCCGCCAUGGCCGCCGCCGGCGGCGGGGCCGGGCUGAGAGCCUGAACGGCGCUAGCAGGGCGUGGGGCUGAGGGUGCACGUGUUGAUUGGCGGCGAGUGACGUGACUAGUUUGUUAGCUGCGGGUUAGCACGGACUGUGCACCCCACCCAACCGGCCAUGUCCGGAUUUGCGGGGAUGCCAAAGGCCCCCAAAAUAGAGGCGUGUGCUUAGUAGGCGCCCGCGUCAAGGUGGCCCCGGGAUCAGCCCUUUUCCUGCCAUAAGGCAGCCACCUCCUUGUUCCGUCGGGGGCUCUAGGCUCCCCAGGGAGCUCCCCUUCGUGCUGACGGCCAUACUAUGGCAAUGCUGUUUUAGGCGAUGUUCCAGGCCAGGCCUGGGUACCCGGCGUCGUGCCCGGCGUUAGGCCCCCUCACUCCUCAAGCAGCCGCUACUGGUCUCAGUGGAGCACGUCGAUAAGUGGAGCGGUGGGGCUCUGGCGGGCUGAGGCUUGGCUAGGACUUACUGUGCGCGGAGUCACACGGACUUUGACCGCGGGAGGGUUUGCAGCAAAGUCGGGGUUGGUGGAGUCAAGUUGGGCCCUGGUAGCAUGUGAUGGCUCGGCGUCUUCGGGUGCUGGGACUGUCCCCAGGGGGGGGUAGAAAGCUCAGAUUCUUACCCCAUGCUCAAAAUUACAGAGCUUUAGGAGAGCAUUAUGCACGUACUUUUAGUUUUUUAAGGGGGUGAGGAAGUUCUGGGCCGCCAAAGUUGGGGGGUCGGUCCUCGUCCCUGGGGGUCCGUCGGGUUUCGGGAGCCCAUCCUGGCGGAUUUCGGAAAGCGCCCCACAAGCAGAACUAGGGGCCAAACGCUGCAGUACGAGGCUCAUAUGUGCACGUUAUGACGUAAUAAGCACAAACAAAGCGUGGGAGGGCUAAGUUGCGCGUUUGGGCGUGGACAUGUCGGGACAUGUCUCCACAUUCAACACAUGCGCACUGACACAGCUGGGCUCUGAAGCGCUGGUGCGCACGAGUUCACGUCUAACAAGGCUGCCGAUGCACAUUGUCCAUUCGUCACGCGGCAGAGAGUUGAGCGCGGGGUGGUCUGGGUCGAGGGGAUUUCCAUGGAUAGGAUCCCGCCGGUGACCGAAGUCUUAGAACAGGACCGCUGAUGACACGGAGUGAUAGUGCUCGUCAAGAGGAGUCGAUUGACACCACUUUUAUAUUAAAUG
Molecule: messenger RNA, 1461 nt
Organism: Chlamydomonas reinhardtii
Lineage: Eukaryota; Viridiplantae; Chlorophyta; Chlorophyceae; Chlamydomonadales; Chlamydomonadaceae
Exons: 2
Coding region: 57-296 (79 amino acids)
Source: RefSeq, a predicted model, not a curated record